CAAAGGGUAUGGAAACGCCACGCGCAUGCGUGGGGGGUGCCCGAGGCCCGGAACAGCGCCAGGUGGCUUCGAGAGCUGGGGUCACGGCAGAAAAGAAGCCAUUGCGCCCCACGGCUACGUGGAGUGGGAAGUGCCGAGGUUACCAUGGAUACUCGGGGACCAGUCUUCCAGCCUUUCCAGCGGACUGAGAAACCUGGUCGUGUGCACCGUCGGAAGACUAGGCGGGAACGUAACAAGGCCCUGCUGGGCAGCCGCCGGCCAUUAGCCCAUCAUGAUCCUCCUGUGGCCAUUCAGGACCCACCUGUGGACCCUACUGCCUCCAAGCUGGUGGUCAUAACCCAGGGCCGGCUAAGCCGGGAGCACCGGGGUCUCUUCAACCACGAGGUGAAAUCCCUAGAUGUUGGAAGGCUGCUUAGCAGUGGAACCCUGGCACCAGGCAGCCCCACACUCUCUGCCAAGCCCUCCCCAAGCCCAGGGAGGGCCCAGCAGCCAACCUCACAGUCCAGGGACAAAGAGAACCAGGCUCCUGGAGGUUCAGGCCCAGGCCCACCCAGUUCUCCAGAGUUGCCUGGCAUGGGGCAACUGCUGGCAGAGCUGCAGUGCCAGCUGAGUUUGCCACAGGCCUUCCCCCGGAGGAACCUGGUUCAGGAUGCCAGGGAUGCCAUCGUGCACACCUUGCAGGCCUGCCAUGGUUGUGUGCCUGACCUUGCCCUGGUGCUCCGGGGCUGCCAGCCACCCUUGCAAGGGGCCAAGCCUGGGGGCUCUGAGAGAAGGAUGACACCCUUCUGGAUCAAUAGCCCUGAUCAAGUCCCAGAGGAGGAGAGGCAAAGGAAGCAACAAGGGACAAAAGAGUUUACCUUCCCUAUGCCCCACACCUCCAGCAUGCCCACUGUGCAUAGGGGGAGCCUGGCACCAUCAAGGGGUCCCUGGCCACCCCCCUUGCCCUCACUGUCUUCACCAUCUGGGGCAGCCUGGGGUCCCCCAACAGCAUUUGACUUGCUAAAAAGCAUCUGGCUGGUAGCCACGCCACCCCCUCCUCGGUCCUGGGGGAUUGGAACCCCUCAGCCCGUGCCUCAGCCUUCAUCACCCCUGUUGCCCCGGACCUCUGUCCUGGACUGGAGCCCCAGCUCCCCUGCCCCGCUGCCCAGCCUCUCCUGGGUAGUGGCCCGGAGCAGUCCGGAAGCCUGGUCUUUUCCACCCAUGAGACUGUAUUGAGGAGGGGUUGAGGCUAGGUCUAGGGACAGAUAUCUUGUACUCCCAGUGACCUCAAUAAAGUACUUCAGUGGUCCUCUUGA
Cebus imitator (Panamanian white-faced capuchin) is the source of this 1295-nucleotide messenger RNA. RefSeq names its product proline rich 19 (gene PRR19). Lineage: Eukaryota; Metazoa; Chordata; Mammalia; Primates; Cebidae. The coding region runs from base 145 to 1215 and encodes 356 amino acids. The record is from RefSeq and is a predicted model, not a curated record. The transcript has 3 exons.